Molecule: messenger RNA, 673 nt
Organism: Ruditapes philippinarum (Manila clam)
Lineage: Eukaryota; Metazoa; Mollusca; Bivalvia; Venerida; Veneridae
Exons: 5
Coding region: 1-669 (222 amino acids)
Biological process (GO): lysosome localization; synaptic vesicle exocytosis; lysosome organization
Cellular component (GO): BORC complex; BLOC-1 complex; synaptic vesicle
Molecular function (GO): SNARE binding
Source: RefSeq, a predicted model, not a curated record
AUGCAUCAUGCAAUAACAUGUAGUGGAAUGCUGCCUGUUCACUACACAAGGUUUGCUGAUACAGCAAAUAUUGGUAGUAUAACAAAACCAAAGAGACGAAACAUAUCAAAGGUCUUCAAUCAAAGUGUCAAUGAGGCAUAUGAAUCAUCAAUUGAUGAAGCUUUACUUGAGGAAAUCGCCUGGUAUGAAGACCUCGAUGGCAUUGACAUCAUGACUGACGCUCGCAUGGUUGGAGAAAAAAAUGCCAAAGACAGCAGCAUCGUUGCGCUUGUAUAUUUCAAACGUAUUAAUUCUUAUUUAGUCCGUGAUAUUGUGAUCUGCAUCAACAGACGCUUCAUCAAAUUAGAAGAAAAUUUGUUACACACGAGACAUUUUGUAAUCAAGAAGGAUGUUUUUGUCACACCAAGCAGAGAAAGCCAAGUUGAACUACGCCAGCAAAUUGACAGCUUAGCUGGAGAUUUGCAGGUAAUAUCCAGUAGCCAGGCUACAUCGGUGGACUUGGAAUCAUAUGUAAAAAAGUUGAACAAUUCAAGAAGGCGUGUUAUGUUAGUCAAUAAUAUUUUACAAAAUGUUCAGGAGAGAUUGACCAAAUUAUAUAACAAUGUUUCACGUGAGACUGCUAGACGGAAAGUAUUACUAGAUCCACCAGGGGCAGGCAGCCCAAAAUAAGCCU